UCCUGACAAAAGAGACGCUGCAGCGCGUUUCAGAGACUGUUCAUGAGUGAAUCUGCCGCUCACAUCUGUGUGUGUUUCUGAGCAGAUGGAAUGAUUAUCAGGGCUGUUUGGUUCCUUUGAAACUUCGGUGGAGCCGAGCACGAUGAAGUGAGGGUUGGGCUGAUGAUGCUGAGACAGGCAGAAAUCAGAAGGAAGGUCAUACACCUCCUCCUCUCCUUUAUCUGCGACACACAAAUAUCACACACACUCUCCAUCGGCGUUCAGAUCAGUGAAGCUGCUGCUUGGUUUGGUUCUGUUACUGGGGUGUGUUGUCGAGGCUGGAGUCUUUGUUUCACCAUCGGUCGUGUUUCUGGGGCGCUGCUCCUCUGUUAAACCAUGUCCACGAUGGUGUACCCUCGUAAUGAGAAGCUGGAGAAGUUAUCUCAGGAGGAGAUCAUCUCCAACACUAAGCUGGUGAUUCAGGGUCUGGAGGCGCUGAAGAACGAGCACAACUCCAUCCUGCACAGCCUCCUCGAGACCAUCAAGUGCCUGAAGAAAGAUGAGGAGGCCAACGUGGUGCACGAGAAAUCCAACCUGCUCCGCAAGUCUGUGGAGAUGAUCGAGCUGGGGCUGGGCGAGGCUCAGGUGAUGAUGUCUCUGUCGAACCAUCUGAACGCCGUGGAGUCCGAGAAACAGAAGUUACGUGCUCAGGUGAGGAGACUCUGUCAGGAGAAUCAGUGGCUGCGAGAUGAACUGGCCAACACACAGCAGAAGCUGCAGAAGAGCGAACAGAACGUGGCUCAACUCGAGGAGGAGAAGAAACAUCUGGAGUUCAUGAAUCAACUCAAGAAAUACGACGAGGACGUGUCGCCAUCGGAGGAGAAAGACGGCGAAGCUCCUAAAGACUCUCUGGAUGAUCUGUUUCCUAAUGAUGAAGAGGAACACACUCAAGGCAUGCAGCACCAGCACAACAGUGCAGCCGUGGCGGCGGCUCAGCAGGGCGGGUACGAGAUCCCGGCGCGCCUCAGAACGCUUCAUAACCUGGUGAUCCAGUACGCGUCUCAGGGCCGCUACGAGGUGGCCGUGCCGCUCUGUAAACAAGCUCUGGAAGACCUGGAGAAAACCUCCGGGCAUGACCAUCCAGACGUGGCCACCAUGCUCAACAUCCUGGCACUCGUGUACAGGGAUCAGAAUAAGUAUAAAGAAGCUGCUCAUCUGUUGAAUGACGCUCUCUCUAUCAGAGAAAAGACGCUUGGUAAAGAUCAUCCGGCUGUUGCUGCCACUCUCAAUAAUCUGGCUGUGCUGUUCGGUAAGAGAGGGAAGUAUAAAGAGGCCGAACCGCUGUGUAAACGAGCUCUGGAGAUCCGAGAGAAGGUGUUGGGUAAGGAUCAUCCUGACGUGGCGAAGCAGCUGAAUAAUCUGGCUCUGUUGUGUCAGAAUCAAGGCAAGUAUGAUGAGGUGGAGUAUUAUUACUGCAGAGCGCUGGAGAUCUAUGAGCGCAGACUCGGUCCAGAUGAUCCAAAUGUCGCCAAAACCAAGAACAACCUGGCGUCCUGCUUACUCAAACAAGGCAAAUACAAAGAAGGCGAGAUUCUGUACAAGGAUAUUCUGACUCGUGCUCAUGAGAAAGAGUUUGGAUCGGUGGAUGCUGAAAACAAACCCAUCUGGAUGCACGCGGAGGAGAGAGAAGAGAUGAGCAAGGGCAAACACAGAGACACUCCCUAUGGAGAAUAUGGAGGCUGGUACAAAGCCUGCAAAGUCAACAGUCCGACUGUAAAUACGACUCUGAGGAAUCUGGGCGCUCUGUACCGCAGACAGGGGAAGAUGGAGGCAGCCGAGACACUGGAGGAAUGUGCCAUGAGAUCCAGAAAACAGGGCCUGGAUCCCGUGCAUCAGUCUCGUGUUGUGGAGAUCCUGAAGGAGGGAGACGGCGAGCGGCGCCGCAGUAGAGACAGUCUGUCCAGUGUAAAGUACGAGAGCGGUUCUGAGGCCGGUGAUGAAGUGAGUAUGCCCAUAGAGUGGAGCGGGGCAUAAACCUUCUCUUCCUCCUCAGACAGGAAGGAGCGUGUUGUUUGUUUCCCUGCAAAUUCAUCCUCUGCCAUUCCGGGUGUCUGGGAAAAGAACUUUCCUUUAAAACUCCAACCGUUCACAGACUGCUGUCGAGACGAGCCUCGAUUCUCCUCAUAACCCUUUCCUGCCCAAUUCAAAGCCCUGUUCUCUUUCUCUCGGUGCACAUGACACUCUUCUCUCUCUUCACCUGAUUCAUGUUUUUCCUGUUCAUCUCUGAUGAUCUGAUCACAAACGUCCUGUCACAGUAGUGUUUGCUGUCUUCAUGGUGACCUCACUGAUGAUGUCAUAACGUUCAUACUUGACCUCCAUCUGUGCUUUAGUAUUCGAUUGGCUUCCAGUGUUGAAUCACUGUUGCCGUUUUGAAAGUAUUUCAGCAAAACCAUGAUAUUUUGUGUUGUGUUGUUUAAAUACAUGAUAAAUGAUGUUUUCAUGUGGCGGGAGCGCAUUUGGAACGGAGGACGAGUCUUUUAUUUUGUGCUCCAGAGUGAAAUUUAUGUUUACAGUAUUUGCCAUUAACGCUUGCUGUGGGUUUUGAAGCAUUAGUUAGCAGUGGCCGUAUUCUGAUUACGUGAAUAUUAAUCAUUAUUAUAUAACUAAAGUGAACUGUAAUCUCGUACCGCAGCGUUGUACGCACACUCUCUUUCCUUAAGUGUGUGUGUUAAAGUGACUCUCACAGUAGAAACUAUUGAAUGAAUCCACAUGUUAAUAUUUCAUUAUUGCAGAAACAAACAUGUGAAAAGGGAACAAAAGAAUUCAGUAUUUCAGACGUUUGUGAAAGUUCUCGUACACACACUCCCUCAAACUAACUAACAUAACAAGCUUUGAUUCAGAACUCGAGUUAAAUUGCAGGUUUUGUCAAAAGCUAAUGAAAUGAACAUACAUUUUCAGGUCGCAUUGCAUCUUUCUGUUCCUGUUGAGUGAUUUCAAUUUGAAUUUGCUCAAACGGAGAGAUAUUCUGAACAUUUGACACAAUCCAGUGCGUCGGCCUUACACUUACUAUUAUAUCACUGAAUGUAUUUUAUUUCAGUACAGUGCUCUUGUGAAAUGAUGUUUGUGGACAUGACAGUGUGGAGCUUCUUUUAUUUUCCCUUCUUCACUAAUGAUGAUAGUUUGAUCACCAUUCCAACACACUCUCUCUCACACAUACACACACACACACACACACACACACACACACACACACACUCGUGCACACUCGUGCGCGCGCACACACACACACACAAACACACACUCGUACACACUUGCACGCGCACACACACACACACACACUCUCACACGCACACACACUCGCACACACAAACACUCACACAAAAACACACAUGCACACACACUCAAACUCGCACACAUACACACGCACACACACUCAUACACACAAACACACACUCGCACACAAACACUCACACAAAAACACACAUGCACACACACUCAAACUCGCACACAUACACACGCACACACACUCAUACACACAAACACACUCACACAAACACACACUCGCACACACAAACACUCACACAAAAACACACAUGCACACACACUCAAACUCGCACACAUACACACGCACACACACUCAUACACACAAACACACUCACACAAACACACACUCGCACACACAAACACUCACACAAAAACACACAUGCACACACACUCAAACUCGCACACAUACACGCACACACACUCAUACACACAAACACACUCACACAAACACACACUCGCACACAAAAACACACAUGCACACACACUCAAACUCACACACAUACACACAAACACACUCACACAAACGCACACUUGUACACAAAAACACACACACACUCGUACACACACUCUCUCACACACACACACUGAAGUGAUGAUGAUGCAGUAUAAAAUGAACAAAUGUUUCUUAUGUUAUCUUAAUAACUGAUGUGUUUAAUGAAUGCUGGUUAUUUAUUGAAGCUCUUCUGUAUCUUUUAUUCAGAGCGGUUGACACACUACCAUAGUGAGUUAGUUUCUAGAUAUAUAAACAUAUUACUGAACACUCUGCAUCGUGAUGUUUGUUAAAUCAAACGUAUGGAUAUUCUCAAUAAAGCUUUCAUUUCUGAAGAUUCUCAGUGAUUAUAUUUCCAGGAUGAUCUGUGUGUACAUUGAGGUCAUGAGCUUUGAGUAUAGUUUUUAAAGAACAUGCUUGAUUAUAUUUAAACGUCACAUUAACUUUGAUUAACCAGCUGAUUAUUAAAGGAAUAUUCCAGGUUCAGUACAAGUUCAGCUCAGUCGACAGCAUUUGUGACAUAAUAUUGAUUACCAUAUAAAUUAAUUUGGACUCAUCGCUCCUUUUCUUUAAAUGUGUGUUCCAGUGAGACACUUACAAUGGAAGUCAAUGGAUCAAUUUUUAGAGGGUUUAAAGUCAGAAAUGUGAUGCUUAUAAUUUUAUAAAAGCACUUACAUUAAUUCUGUUAAAACUCAUGUAUUAUUUGAGCUGUAACUUUGCUUUAAUAAACCUUUUCACAGACUGUGAUGAAGCAUUUCCACCUUAUGUAGCAGAAUAAAUCUAGCAAACUUUUUAUAUGAUGAUUGUUUAAAUAUUGAGUGCAAGUUUAUAACAUUAUGCUUAUUGUAAUAUUGCCCUGGAAUUAGUUUUAUAACUGAAUGACCACAGCUGUGAGGGGGUUUCUGUUACAGCUGCUGAGAGAGUGACAGUAUAUUUGGCAUCUUCUCCCAUCUGCCUGUCUUAAUCCACCGCUCUCUAUUUAUUAACUCUUCUGGAAAGUCAUUCAAACAUAAUAGUGCAUUUUUAUUUUGCUCUUGGAGCAAAUUGGUAAGUGAAAUAAUAUUUGCUGUGAUCUCCCAUUCACCGCUGUCGAAGUUUACCCUGCGAACGUCCAAAACCCGAAGUGUGAAAAGGGUCUAUUGUCAUUUUUACUGUCAUUUUAGGGUUUGUUGACAUUACAUCAUCAUGGAAAUGAAGUUGUAAAAUUGUCUAUAUCUUUCCACAGAUGUGGUUAGUAAGUGAUUUUAUCACAGUUAAAUCAUGUUAACACACAUAUUGUUUAUGUCUUGUGUCUAUACUUUUGAAACAGUGAGUAUUUUAAUGUUUACAGAUUGACCCCAUUGACUUCCAUUGGAAGUGUCUCGCUGGAACACACAUUUAAAGAAAAGGAUACAUUUGUUUGGUAAUCAACAUUAUGACACAAAUUGAGCUUAACUUGUAUUGAACCUGGAAUAUUCCUUUAAGAGACAACUGAGAAAAGAAAUCUUUUGCUCCGUUACUGUUGCUAAUGGAGGACAUGUUGGUGACGUGAUUCGUCUGAUUCAGUGUGUUUUACUUCCUGUUGGAGAAAGACUGAUGAAAACUGUGACGCCCUCUUCUGGUGCACACACGAGCUUCAUUCAGGGCUGGAUCACUGUCCUGCACACUGUUGGGUGUAAUCUGAUUACACAGUAAUUAAGUACUGUAAUCUAAUUACAUUUUUAGUCAUAAAGGAGUGUAAUGCAUUACAUUUAUAAAUCUUGUAAUCAUAUUACUGUUUUUGACUUUCAAUUAAGUUACUUUGAAGUGCCUAUUUUUAAGUAAUUUUAUUCAUAUAGAAUUCAUUUAGAACAUGAAUUAUGCUCAUAUACAUCUGUUUGAAUUUCUGUGACAGCUGAAGACACGCUAACAAGUCAUUUUAAGAGAGAAAGUGUGGAAGAGUGUAUGACGUGCAUGUGACUAUGAACAGAGGAAACGCAGAUGUUAUUUUGAAUUUGUUGAAGUUUUUUAAAAAGUCACUUAAAAACGUAAUUAGUAAUGUGAUUACUUUGUCAAUGAAGUAAUCCAUAAAGGAACUUGAUUACAAUUUUAGAGAAGUAACUAGUAAUUUGUAGAAUAAUUUACCCAUCACUGGUCUUACUCCUGCUGGUCAGAUGAAGGAGAAAACCACAUUUGAAUUGAAUAAAACAUACAGAACAUGCAGUAAAUGAAUGUAUACAUGAAUCCUCAUGAACACACACUGAUAUUCAGACAGCUGUAUAAACACAAGAUUAUAUACUACUGAAUGUAAUACUUCUGUGAAUGCCUGUGUUGUCCUGGAGCUCAACGCUAGCAACAGCAAUGUCAUAAAUGUAUCCCAUUAGUAACUUGUGAUAAAAGCAUCAGCCGCAUGUAGAAACAUCAGUGGAAAACACCAGCAGAGACACUGAGAGACCAGUACAAACAGCUUCAUUCAAACUCAAAGCACAAACUGCAACAGGAAGUUCACAUGUGGGGUUUGUGCACCUGUGCAGAGACACAGUCAGAUGCCAGCAGCACCUGUGAGGAGUGUGUGUGUGUGUGUGUGUGUGUGUGUGUGUGUGUGUGUGUGUAUAAUCAGAAUGCUGGAGUGUAUUUUGAGUAAAUCAAGAUGUGACACUUUCUGUGGUGAAGAUGUUGCUGCAACAGCACGUGAAUUCACCUGAGAAUCAGUGUGUGCGAGACUGAUGAUGUAAAGAUGUGUGUGUGUGUGUUGCUGGGUGUUUAUUAAUGCUCUGUGUAUGUGUGUGU
Myxocyprinus asiaticus (Chinese sucker) is the source of this 6541-nucleotide messenger RNA. RefSeq names its product kinesin light chain 1-like. The record is from RefSeq and is a predicted model, not a curated record. Gene Ontology annotation, cellular component: kinesin complex; membrane-bounded organelle; cytoplasm. The transcript has 17 exons. Gene Ontology annotation, molecular function: kinesin binding. Gene Ontology annotation, biological process: microtubule-based movement. NCBI's taxonomy places the organism in Eukaryota, Metazoa, Chordata, Actinopteri, Cypriniformes, Catostomidae. The coding region runs from base 376 to 2013 and encodes 545 amino acids.